This is a messenger RNA of Serpula lacrymans var. lacrymans S7.9, 2138 nucleotides long. RefSeq lists its product as uncharacterized. The transcript has 23 exons. The record is from RefSeq and is a predicted model, not a curated record. NCBI's taxonomy places the organism in Eukaryota, Fungi, Basidiomycota, Agaricomycetes, Boletales, Serpulaceae. Bases 155 to 1996 code for a protein of 613 amino acids. Gene Ontology annotation, molecular function: NAD+ poly-ADP-ribosyltransferase activity.
CCAUCAGGUUGACUCACACGGGGAGCGCAUUUGGUCCACGACCGCAUAUAUAAGAAGUCGUUUCUCCCAGACUACUGUUUCACUGGUAUAUUUCCCCUCCUGCGAGAACCGACAAGUCUGCUACCACUAAAUCGACGUGGACUCUAACUUGAAUAUGCCUCCUAAGAAGAAAGCUACUACCGCCGCCGCCGACGCUACUGCAAGUACGGGUGUCCCAACAGCAAGGCCAGCUUCAUCCCGAGCAACAAGGGCCACCACUAAGGCCACGAAGCCUUCAUCAACAACCGCGAAACCUGCUUCAAAGCCUAAGUCAACCAAGUCCGCUGGUAAACGAGCGCGUGGCGAGUCCGAUGAAGAAGCGGAUGGUCCAUCAAAGAAGACGAAAACUGAUGAUACUGAAGACGCGAAGGAUGAGGACACACCUAAAAAAUUGGUGACUGUACUAAAGAGAGGAGCCGCACCUGUUGACCCUGCCUCAAAAUAUGUCGAUACCCAUCAGGUCUAUUCGAACACGGCGUGUGUAUGGGAUGCCAUGCUCAACCAGACGGAGGUCGGUUCCAAUAAGAACAAGUUCUACGUCAUCCAGCUCUUGCACCCGAUUGGCAAUGAUUCUUUCUGUUUUCUGCAUACUCGAUGGGGUCGCGUAGGCGAGAAUGGACAAUCUCAAACUAAGGGUCCUUGGCCUCCUGCCAAUGCUUUAACAGAAUUCAAGAAGGUAUUUAAGUCGAAAACGGGCACAGACUGGGAGAACAGGCAGGGGAUGCUACCGAAGAAGGGGAAAUACGUUUGGCUAGAACGUUCAUUCGAGGAGGACGGAGAAGAAGAUAAAGCUAACACCACUGCAAAGCCAGAUGACCGGCCAAUUCCUAGCUCGAAACUUGACCCUGCCGUCCAGGCGCUCUGCAGACUGAUAUUCUCUAUAAAACUGAUUGAUGCACACUUGUCGUCGAUGAAUUAUGAUGCAAACAAACUUCCUCUCGGGAAGCUCGCGAAAUCUACUAUCCUAAAUGGAUUUGCUGCUCUAAAGAAACUUUCUGACGUAUUGGAUAAACCCAACGGGGAUCUUGCGAAAGAACUUGGAGGUCUUCGCAUAGCUUGUGAGCAGAUUAGUGGAGAGUAUUAUUCGAUCAUUCCGCAUGCAUUUGGGAGAAACAGGCCAACCGUAAUUAAUGACAUGAUACUACUCAAAAGAGAGCUCGAGCUCGUCGAUGCUUUGGGAGAUAUGGAAAUCGCCCAGAAACUAAUCACAGCUAGUGUCAUGACCGAUGAAGUAGGCAAUGAACUCAAUCAGUUGGACGCUCAUUUCCGUUCACUUGGGCUUUCCUACAUGAAACUAGUUCAGUCUGGCACGAAGGAGCUCAAUGCGCUUGCUUUGUAUGCAAGUGAGACGCAUGGUGCAACACAUAUGCACUACCGGGCCAAUAUUCUCUACGCCUUUCGUGUGGAGAGGCAAUUGGAAACAGAAGCAUGGGUCAAAAGCGGAUAUGACAAACUGGGAGAAGGGGAGAGGCUAUUGCUUUGGCAUGGCUCACGGACAACUAAUUUUGCGGGUAUCCUCAAGCAAGGACUGCGUAUCGCACCUCCAGAAGCACCCGUAACAGGUUAUAUGUUUGGAAAAGGUGUCUACUUUGCAGACAUGAUGUCGAAAUCUGCCAACUAUUGUUACGCCCACCUUAGUGAAUCUGUCGGAUUGCUACUUCUUUGUGAAGUGGCGGCGAAACCCGUAUUUGAACAACUGCAGAGCAACUAUAAUGCGGAUCGCGACUGCAAAGCUAAUAACAAACUGGCUACAUUGGGUGUCGGAAGGACGCAACCUGUUCAUUGGAAAGAUGCCGGUGAAGCUCUGGACAACGAUGACCUGCAGGGGUGUCAUAUGCCCAAAGGCCCAGCAGUUAACGUUGGUAACCCAAACGUAUGUUUGGAGUAUAAUGAGUACAUCGUCUAUGAUCCUUCGCAGAUACGGGUGAGGUACUUACUGAUGGUGCAGAUGGGUUGAGGGCAGAUGGACAUCUUAAUCAAGAUCCACGAGGAACUGAUGCUACUUACUGUAUGCAUUGGAGUGGAUAGAUGAGAAUAUGUGUAAACAUUCAUGUAUAUUUUCAGUAUUUAACAUUAUGUCAAAUAUUUUGCAUCUUCAU